This is a messenger RNA of Naegleria lovaniensis, 1869 nucleotides long. RefSeq lists its product as uncharacterized. Gene Ontology annotation, biological process: small GTPase-mediated signal transduction; sterol biosynthetic process. Lineage: Eukaryota; Heterolobosea; Eutetramitea; Acrasida; Naegleriidae. The transcript is spliced from 2 exons. The record is from RefSeq and is a predicted model, not a curated record. Gene Ontology annotation, cellular component: endoplasmic reticulum; membrane. Bases 1 to 1869 code for a protein of 622 amino acids. Gene Ontology annotation, molecular function: GDP-dissociation inhibitor activity; flavin adenine dinucleotide binding; squalene monooxygenase activity.
AUGGCUCCAAUGAAACCAUCAUCAUCGGCCGCUUCAAAGCCAACAACUACCACAACCAAUACUACUACCGCUCCAAAAACCAAUACUACAAGCACCACGGCCACAACGACUACUACCUCCACACCUACUACCUCUAAUCAAACGCUGUUGCAAUCUUUGCAUAGCACUCUCUCUAAAACUCUUGAUUCUUCCAUUGAUACCAUAAGCAAUCAAUUUCUCUCAAAGAUGUUGGGAAUUAACCUUCCAAGCGAUCAACAACGCAAGCUUAGUCUUGCUGUUGGAAUGACGGGGGCUGGCCUUACUUUCUACAUGUUGAAGAAGCUCAUUAACAAGAUGAUGUACAUGUUCUCGCUUCCAAAGCCCUCAAUUACCAAUAAGGAUUAUGAUGUCAUCAUUGUUGGUGCUGGUAUUGCUGGCUGUGCUCUUGGAUCUGUACUUUCUAAGGCAUCUAAAAAAGUUUUGGUAAUCGAAAGAGAUAUGAGCGAGCCUGAUCGUAUCAUUGGAGAAUUGCUUCAACCUGGAGGUGUUCAACACUUGAAAGAUCUCGGUCUUGGUCACUGUCUCGAAGGUAUUGAGGCUGCCACCGUUAAGGGCUAUCAAGUAUUCUACAAGGACGAAACUGUUCAUAUGCCUUACCCACAAUCUGCUGAAGGAAGAGCAUUCCACUAUGGCAGAUUUAUCAUGAAUUUGAGAAGAGCUUGUGAGAAAGACGGAGCUAAGAUGAUACAAAGAGUUGUCACUGGUUUGAUUGAAAAAACUCCAGGACUUGUUGAGGGUGUAGAAUAUAAGGAAGGAGACCAAACAGUGGCUGUCACCGGACAUAUGGUCAUUGUAUGCAAUGGAGCUGGUAGCUCAUUCACAAGACAAAUCCGUUCCGAUAAAAUUGGUAGUGGAAACAAACCAUUGGUCGUUUCUCAAUUCAUUGGAUUAGAAUUACCAAACUGUGCAGAUAAGUUACCAAAUCCUGGACAUGGAAACGUUUUCUUAUUACCUGAUGCUCCAUGUUUGCUUUAUCCAAACAGCACAACUUCUGUCAGAUGUUUGGUGGACUUCCCUGAUGGAGAUUCUAGCAAGCUACCAAAGCGAGGAGACGAAAUGGCAAAGUAUUUGUUGCAAUACAUUAUGCCCCAACUUCCACCACAAGUACACGAUACCUUUAAGGCUGAAGUCGAUGCUGACAGAAUUAAGGUAGUGCAAAAUCGUGAAAUUCCAGGUGAAACUGCAGACACACUAUUAAAGAAGGGCGUUGUAUUGAUCGGAGACGCCAUGAACUGUAGACAUCCUCUCACUGGUGGAGGUAUGACUGUAACAUUCUCAGACUGUAAGGAGCUUUCCAAGGCAAUCAUUAAUGUUAAGGAUAUGUCAUCAGUAGCUGAAGUUGACAAUGCAAUUGCAACAUUCUACAAGAACAGAGCAAAGGUUGCCAAUACCAUUAACAUUCUUGCAAACGCCCUAUAUAGCAUUUUUGCUCCACCUGGAGGUGCUAAGAAUUGGGAAUCAUUUAAGCGUAACGAAUCUACUCCUUCACUUUCUGAAAAUGACAGCAUGAGUAUUAUGCGUCGAGCAGUUUUUGAAUAUUUUAAGAAGGGCGGCAUUUGUCAAACUGGACCACUUUCUCUCAUUAGUGGUAUCUGGCGUUCUCCUCAUGGACUUAUUACUCACUUCUUUGCUGUUGCAGUUAUUGGAUCGUUUGAUCUCAUUAAGGAAGGAGGAGUUUUUGGUAUUUUUGGAGCUUUAGCCAAAAGCUUCAAGAUGAUCACAGGAGCAACCGGUUUAAUUGCUCCACUCAUUGCCGAAGAAGGAUUGCUACCAUUCCUUUUCCCAAGAUUUAUCUGGAGGAGAAAGCCAUCGCCAAAUCAUCAAAAGUAA